AUGGCCCGCUUCAGACCCAGUCGACUGUUCCGACGUCUUUCCUCUCGCAGCAGCACCCACACCAACAAAGACCCCGACCCCACCCCUCCGUCCACCGCCAACCCAUCCACUCCACCGCCGCCUUUACCCAUCUACUCGGUCUCGGGAGUGCGGCAACUGCGGAAGAGCAGCUCCCUGCCCAAACUCAGGAAGAAGUUGCACGCUUCGGUCGCCGAUACCCAGGCCAGAGCGGACGUCCCGGAGGUCGUGCCCGAGCAGCGCGAGAGUGUGCUUGUAUUGCCCGACGGCGAGGACACCUGUGCUGUCAGCGAAACCACACAUUCACGGCCAUCAGAGAGCGACACGUUGGCGGGAGAGAGAAAGGUCGAGCUGGACGACGAGGACAAGGAGGCGGCUGUCUCGACAGCGGAGUUACAAUUGGAACAGGUCGCGAGCCAACGGGCACACCCAGUCCUCACCGUCGAGCAGCCAACGCCCGAUGCUGAGGAAGGCCUGAGUAAUUUGAAGCCUGGCGCAGCGCGGACCGAGUCGGAUCGCAGUCGAGGCACAGAGUCUGGAGAGAUUACACUUGCCAACUCCACGCCCGAGCAGGAGUCUGCAGCCUCCGUGAGAGACGAGCCAUCGCCGCGGACUUCGGUCUUUCCUGCUGCUGAACGGCCGGAAACAGCCAAACCGACUCGACCGACCGGCACGAACAUACGCAGUCUCAGCAUCGCAGACAGUGCCAAUGCUAAGAUCUUGACCACUCUUCUGGACGCUCCGACGAGACACGAGAUUGGCCUACCUACAGCUGGGAGCUCGCUUCUACCCACCAGUGGUUCGCUCGACUUCUUUGACCCGGGCAUACAAGGCUUGACCAACAUGCUACACCGUAAGGUCUGGGUCAAGCGACCCGGAGCCUCACCUACGCUUGUGCAGAUCAAGGAGGAUGAUUUGGUGGACGAUGCACGCGACACAAUACUACGGAAGUAUGCAAACUCGCUGGGAAAGACGUUCGAUCCUCCGGACAUGGUGCUACAUAUCGUGACGCGCGCAGAGCAGGGUCAGAAUCGCACACAGAGAGCGCUGGGUCCGGAAGAAGAGAUGUGCAAGACCAUCGACUCUUACUUCCCUGGCGGCCAGACAGUAGACGAGGCACUGGUCAUCGACACUCCACAGAGGCGAACACCUAAGCCCUCACCUAGGGUGAUGCCAAACCAAGCCUACCAUGCACUGGACGAGUACAGACCUUUGGAGAACGGCACCGACUAUUUUCCACCCAUGCCAGCAGUGAUACCUGCCUCCAUACCACAGACGAGCGCGAGCAACGACAGCCGAGCGAGUCACCACCACCAUCCCGUAGUAGGGGGUACCGCUGAACAUCCACGCUCUAUAUCCGUUCUCAAUACCGGCCAAAUCGCGCCCCUACCUUCACCUGGCGGGACGACUCGACGACACCACACCAAUCGUCCGAAGUAUGCUCGACAACAGACAUCCUCACCUACUGUCCUAUCACAUCCCAACGCUGGCGCCGUCGCUGUGAACGCACCUCAAACCGCACACCCAAACCUCCCGCAUCGCGCAUCCACCCGACCGCGAAUGGACUCUUCCACGUCCGAAGCCCACCAUCCCAACGGCGUUCCAGCACCUCCACCACUACCGACACCACCUGCACCGGACGCUGCUCCAACCAACCAAAACCACUCACAACCACCGACACCUGGCGCAGUCCCGCCUGGUAUCGUCCACCGCGCUGGCCGUCCCAAGAAGACGCGCAAACCUACCCCAGAGAGCCAAAUGACCGCCUACGGACGUCGCAAGAAAGAUUCAUCAUCCUCCUCACCUCACCCCGCCACAUCCGGCGUCGGCCUCCUCGACGGAUCCGUCCCACCCAUCAAUGUCCUCAUCGUCGAGGACAACAUCAUCAACCUGCGUAUUCUGGAAGGGCUGAUGAAACGUCUCAAAGUCCGUUGGCAAACAGCCCUGAACGGCCAAAUAGCGGUCGACAAAUGGAAGGCGGGCGGCUUCCACUUGGUGCUAAUGGAUAUCCAAAUGCCCGUGAUGACCGGCUUACAAGCGACGCGAGAGAUCCGCCGCCUAGAGCGCGUCAACGGCAUCGGCGUCUUCAGCUCCACAUCCCCAGACGGGGAAGCCCUCGCCAACGGCGACAAGCCCACCUCCGACGAGACCGACGCAGCUGCCAAACGCGCCGAAGACGACAAGCUCCUCGGCCACUCCGAAGGCCUCUUCAAAUCCCCCAUCAUCAUCGUCGCCCUCACCGCGUCAUCGCUGCAAUCCGACCGUCACGAAGCGUUAGCAGCGGGUUGCAACGACUUCCUCACCAAGCCGGUGAACUUCGUCUGGUUAGAACGGAAAGUCAAGGAAUGGGGCUGCAUGCAAGCCCUCAUCGACUUCGACGGGUGGAGGAAAUGGAAGAAUAUCGCUGAAACCGCUGAAGCGGGGAAGAGCGAGGCGGAGAAGGCGAAGGAUCGGGAAAGGGAGGAGAAGGAGCGCGUGAAGGCGGAGAAGAUGGCGCGGUUGCAGGAGAGGCAGGCGGCGAAGGCGAAGGAGGAGCGGGAGCGGAAGAAGCGGAGUAGUAUUGGCGGUGCAGGGGAGGUUGGUGCGAGCGCGAGGGCGGGCAGUCCGGUGCCUGAGGCGGGUGCCGGGCCGUCGACGGGGACGCAGACUUUGAGGAGUGGGAGGGAGGUGCUUGGGGAGGUGGGGUUUGAGCUUGCGUGA
Messenger RNA from Saxophila tyrrhenica, 2718 nucleotides. RefSeq names its product Two-component response regulator SSK1p (gene MgSsk1). Gene Ontology annotation, biological process: osmosensory signaling via phosphorelay pathway. The transcript has a single exon. The record is from RefSeq and is a predicted model, not a curated record. Gene Ontology annotation, molecular function: phosphorelay response regulator activity; protein kinase activator activity. NCBI's taxonomy places the organism in Eukaryota, Fungi, Ascomycota, Dothideomycetes, Mycosphaerellales, Extremaceae. The coding region runs from base 1 to 2718 and encodes 905 amino acids.